AAUCAUUCUCCAUUGGUCUGCAUCUUUCCAUAAGUGUGGGCUAAUGGCAUUGAAUUGAACGUUGAGUCGCCUUCUUUUUUUAUUAUUUGGGUGCAUUUUAUACAUAUUAUUCACCUCCUCUUAUUGAAAGCUCUAUUGGUUUACUGAAUAAAUGGUUGUUAGGGAAAUGGACUUGUUAGAUCAUCAGGUGACCUUGUUGCAUCCUCUGUGUUUGUCAAUCCUUUGCUUCGUCUUCUUUGCAUAUUUCUUCAUCAAAUGGCUCACUUCUCCCCCAGCUGCAACCCACAAAAGCCUUCCGCCUUCACCGCCGAAGCUCCCACUUUUUGGAAACCUCCACAGAGUUGGGCUUUACCCUCACCGCUCCCUCGUCCCUUUGGCUCAGCGUUAUGGUCCUCUCAUGUUGCUUCAUUUUGGUAGCAAGCCUGUGAUCAUUGUCUCGUCCGUAGAGGCGGCCCGCGAGGUCAUGAAAACACAUGAUCUUGUUUUCUCAAGCAGACCCAAGCUAAGAAUUACUGAGAAGCUUCUUUACGAUCGCAAGGACGUGGCGGCUGCUCCAUAUGGUGAGUAUUGGAGAAAGAUGAAAAGCAUAUGUGUACUCCAACUCCUGAGCAACAAAAGAGUUCAAUCUUUUCGAUCUGUGAGAGAAGAAGAAGUAGCGAUAUUGAUAAAGAAGAUCGAGCAGAGUUGUUCUUCGUCUUUGCCAGUGAAUUUGAGCGAGAUGUUUUCUUCACUGGCAAACGAUGUGAUAUGCAGGGUAGCUUUUGGGAAGAAGUAUAGGGGAGAAGAUAGGAAAAAGUUUAGGAAGCUGAUGGAGGACGUAAUGAGGUUAUUGGGAGGCUUCAGCGUUGGGGAAUUCAUUCCUUGGCUUGCGUGGGUGAAUUGGGUAAAUGGUUUUGAUGCGAAAGCUAAUAGAACUGCUAAAGAGCUUGAUAAGGUUAUAGAUGCAAUCAUUGAAGAUCAUAUGAUGAAUCGAGAUACAAAAGAAGAUUCAAAUAAGGAUUUUGUGGAUAUUCUGCUUGAGAUUCAAAAGGAAAACACUGAUUCGCUUGACACUGAAAGUAUAAAGGCUCUGGUUUUGGAUAUGUUUAUUGGCGGGUCUGAUACCUCUUCUACAGUACUAGAAUGGGCGAUGACAGAGCUAAUAAGGCACCCUAGAGUCAUGAAGGAAUUACUGAAUGAGGUGAAGAGAAUUGGUGAUGGAAAAACAGAAAUAACAGAAGAUGAUUUGCAGGAAAUGCAUUAUCUCAAAUUGGUGAUUAAAGAGGCCCUUCGAUUGCAUACUCCUUUCCCCUUACUAGCUCCAAGAGCAUCAACCCAAGAUGUUAAAAUAAUGGGAUAUGACAUUACUGCUGGAACUAUGGUUUUAAUCAAUGCCUGGGGUUUGGCAAGAGACCCAAAGUAUUGGAGCAAGCCUGAAGAAUUCUGGCCUGAGAGGUUCUUGAAUAAUUCUGUAGAUUUUAGAGGCCACCACUUAGAGUUCAUUCCAUUUGGAGCAGGUAGGAGAAGCUGCCCUGGAAUUCCAUUCGCCAUGCCAAUUAUUGAGACAAUGUUGGCGAAUCUGGUGAAGAAGUUUGAGUGGACAUUGCCUGGUGAAGCCAUGUUGGAGAACUUGGACACUGCUGAAUCUAUUGGUAUUACGGCCCGUAGAAACAACCCCCUUUUUGCUAUUGCAACUCCUAUUUCUCACUAGUCUUAAUGUGGGUAGCAAUAACUAUUCCUUUCUGGUGUUAAUGUAGGUCCAAGUAAAAAUUUCUCGGUAAUGAAAUGUCGUGGGCUCUACGGCAGCCUGAGUUGCAAUUAAUAUUAUUAAUAAUAAUAAAGUCCACUUUUAUCC
Messenger RNA from Hevea brasiliensis (rubber tree), 1834 nucleotides. Its product is annotated as cytochrome P450 736A117. Lineage: Eukaryota; Viridiplantae; Streptophyta; Magnoliopsida; Malpighiales; Euphorbiaceae. Bases 152 to 1690 code for a protein of 512 amino acids. The record is from RefSeq and is a predicted model, not a curated record. Gene Ontology annotation, molecular function: iron ion binding; heme binding; monooxygenase activity. The transcript has 2 exons.